ACGUGAAGAGGAAGAGGAACCGUCUGAGCUGCAGCUGAUGAGAUUCAAAAGCUGCUCUGAUCAGUUUUCAGUUAUUUUCUGUGUGAAGGAUGGAGGACAACGGGAAUGAAGUCUGUUAUUCUACAGUCAAUAUCAAAAAUAGCAAACCUCCGACAGGCACUGAGGAGGAUUCAACCGUUUACUCUGAAGUGAAACAAAAGAAAGCUGCUCCUGCUCAAACAAGUCAAGAGAAAAAAGAAACAGCAGCGCUCUGUCGUUCCCGUCUGAUGCUGGUGUGUUUGGGGAUCCUCUGUGUCCUGCUGGUCGUGAGCAUCACCGUCAUCGUCUACAUGAGCAGGAAGACGACCAUGCAGCAGACAGAAAUCAAUAACCUAAUCAAAGAAAAUGAGCGCGUGACUGAGGAAAAUAAAAUGAUGCAGAACAAAAACAAGGAGCUGAGCCGAGAGAGAGAUGACCUGAACAAGACUCUGGGAAUCAUCCAGACGUUUGACGACUUUCCUGUAAAAGACUACUGUUCUGACAAAGGGUGUAAACCGUGCCAGAAUAACUGGAUUCUCUUCCAGAAAAAAUGCUACUUUUUUUUCGAAGGACCAGCUCAUUGGAAAACCUGGACAGAAAGUAGAAAGUUCUGUCAGGACAAUCAUGCAGAUUUGGUGGUUAUUGAUGAUCUGGAGGAGCAGGAAUUUGUCAGCAAUCACACCAAACACUACUAUGACGAUUUCCACGGAUACUGGAUGGGAUUACAUCAAACUAACAAUAACUGGACCUGGGUUGAUGGACGAAGAGACACUCUUGGGUUCUGGAUGAAGAAGGUGUUCGGGACGCCAGGUCCAGCUGCACUUCUGAUCCCAGGGGGAAAUCUCACAGAGAACUGGGACAAAGCAGAGGACAAGUUUAACAACAAAUUCAUCUGUUCUGGACGAAGGAGGCGCACAGUAAACCAGAACCAAGAGCACUGCUGAUCCCAUGGAGAGACCACACAGAGAACUGGGAGAGAGAAACAGGAGGUUUUCUCUGCAAAUUCAUCUGUGAGCACGAAGCUGUUAUUUGCUCCGUCUGACUGUUCAGGCAGGAAUACGGUUCAAACUGCCUUUAACCUCCUGAAGCCUUUAGAUGUUUCUUCAGUAUUUCCACAUAAUGUUCUUUCCUCUAUUUUAUGAAGUUCACCUGCAGUAAACAGCCCCACAACAUAAUGCUGCCACCUCCAUGUUUCACAGUUGGGAUGGUGUUCUCAGGAUUGUAAGCUUCCAAAGGGCAUGUCUCCUUCUAUGUGCAUCUGCAAACUUCAAUCUGUUUUUUAAUGUUUCUUUUGAAGUAUUAGCUUCUCCCUGGCAGAGUGUCCAGUUUUAAAAAUUGUUGGUGCCAACCUGAACCGGUCUCUGUUUGCUUGCUGUCGUUGAACUUGUUGCUGUGAUACUGAGCCACACCAGGUUGGUUCCAUAAACACGGAUCCACGUAACCAGGCAGCGCCAGCAGUCAUUGUAACCAGGCGCCAUUUCGAAGAAGACUCUUAAUUUAUAACGAGACAAAACGUGUCUCCAAAUAAGCUGAGUGAAGUUGCCGCGCCCCCAACUUCUUCAAAUCUGACAAGACUGGUGUCAAAUAUUUCUGCUGUGAAAGUUUUUGCUUGUGCCGCUAUAAUUUUAAGGAUAUUAAUAGAGAAGUUGCCAGAGGUCAACAGAGGUCAUCAUCAAUAUCUUAAAAGCAAAAGCAGCACAAAUGUUUGCAGAGUUAAUUGUUUGAUUUUAUAAAUGUGAGCAGGGAGGUUGACCUCUGGUGACCUCUGGAAACUUUUUUAUUAACAAAAUGAAAGCAGCACAAAGGAACAUUUUGCUGCACCAACAUUUGACACAUUAAUAUGUUAGAUUUGAAAACGGAGGGAGGAAAA
Xiphophorus maculatus (southern platyfish) is the source of this 1888-nucleotide messenger RNA. Its product is annotated as C-type lectin domain family 12 member B-like. Bases 90 to 962 code for a protein of 290 amino acids. NCBI's taxonomy places the organism in Eukaryota, Metazoa, Chordata, Actinopteri, Cyprinodontiformes, Poeciliidae. The record is from RefSeq and is a predicted model, not a curated record. Gene Ontology annotation, biological process: cellular response to molecule of fungal origin. The transcript has 8 exons. Gene Ontology annotation, molecular function: (1->3)-beta-D-glucan binding.